AUGGCAUCCGAUGUAAUAAAAUGCUUAGAAGAAGGUGAGGGACAUAAAACUUUUUAUCGUAUCGAGAUAUCUUAGGGUUAGUGUCGGAGUUACAGUAGGAACAUUUCACUUGUUUGUUUUCGCUGCAUGAACUCGUGAAGCUCAGACCGAUCUGGUAAUUUUUUUAUAAUUUUAGUACAGCUGUUAAAAGGUAUUCGAAACAAAAUUACGUAAAUUGAAAGUAUUAACAACGAAGCUUAAAUUAUCAAUUAGACACUCGCUGGAAAAGAGCUAGUACAAAGUACAUGUACCAUGCAUGUAGUUCAUGUAGACGAAGUACUCUUUCUUAAAACACCCAGCUGUAUGGUUGGAUUGUUAUAAGUUUAAUUUUUUCCGUAGAAAAAUCUACGGUGUUUCAAGAAAAUGUUGCUCCUGAUAACGUGAGAGAACCAUCGAAAAGAGUUACAAAGGUGGGUAUGGUUACUAACAAUAAACACACAUAAUUUUACUUAAUUUAGUGACAACCUUCAUAUAUGCAUUAUCCUAUUCCGGUCUCCUAUUAUAAUUCGCCUCUUUUCACUAUCACCCUAGAGGUAUUUCAUUCACUACCUGCAUUACUAGCGUAAGGAAAAAUAAUAAUAACAAUAUUAUACUACUACAUGAGAAAUUUCUGCAAUUUGAUUGGCUUAGAGCAGUGGUGUUUCAGCUUACUUUGAAAUACCUACAUGUGAAAAUUACAAACCUUUUGUGGGUAGUAGUAUAAACAAAUAAUAGCAUGAUUUUUUAUGUGAUAUUUGGCAUAAAUAAAAAUAUCACUUGUGGUAUUUAUGCCAAAUAUCACUACAAAUCAUGCUAUUACCUAUACUAGUAAAAUUAUUAAAAAUUACAAAUAAUAAUAAUAAUAGUUUUAUUAUUAUUAUUGAAGUACUGCUGAGAGUAAGCAUGAUUAUGGUAAUGUGAAUUACUUUAAAAAUUUUCAGCCUGACAAGCUUAGAUUGUACCGUAAACUGAUACUUAUAAGUCCUGGGCUUAUAUAUCUUUGUAAAGGGUUUUAGCAGGGAUCAUAAAUUAAUGGAGGGGCUUAUAUUCCAGAGAGCUGGUAACUGAAAUAGAAAAAACGCUUUAAAUUAGCUAUAGCAGUUCUGAUCAAAACACCUGUUGCAUUUACUGGCUUGAAAACAUUAGUAAAUCAAAUUUAGAGGAGGGUGGGGGUUUAUAGUUGGAGCUGGAGGGGUCUUUCAUCCCAGGGGGACUCACAAUCACAUGCAAUUUUUUGUUUACAGGAUGAUGGGCUAAUAACUGGGGGGGGAGGGGGCUUAUUAGUGCCAGUUUACAGUUUUAUUGUGAACUGAGAUCUCAGCGGAGGUACCGGCUAAGUUGUUAUGCAAUUGCCAAGUUGAUUUGUGUUGAAAUAUCUACCAAGAUUUUCAUGUAAUAAGCCUCUUUCAUAGUACCCAACUAUUCACUUCCUUUGAAUGUUUGACUUGACAACUUAGUUUACUUUAUUACUACUAACAGGUCGAGAGAGCAAGACUUGAGGCCCUAUCUUCCUUUGGCAAUUGUCCCUUUAAUUCACUGGUUGUCAAAAAAGAUAGCUUUAAGGCAAAACUUAAUGCAACUGUCACAGCUACUGGAAAGGAUGUGACCAAGAGACUUACUCGGUAAGAGAUCUAAUUGACCCAAGAAGCAGUUAAGUUAAAGCACUCCUAAUGUUUUAAGGUCCUAAAUAAGUUGGAGAGGUUAAUCAUCAAUUUGAACAGAUGCUAACAAGUGAAAACAAACCAAAUCCGAAAGUGUUGGAAGUUGCUUGUAAAAAUUCUUACACAAAGGAAGUUUAAGUUAAAUUUAAUCUCUGAACUCCGCUAGGAGCUGCCAUCUAAUAAAACUGCUGUGUGUCUUCUUUUGCAAAUUCCAUUGGCUUUACCUAAAGCAGCAAACAUUUAUGGUGCUCAGAUGAAAGAUUUGGACUGGUUUGGGCCCCAAAUGAAAAAUACAGUGUGCGCUAUGCCCAGGGGAUAUGUUGCAUAAAUUUCAGCUGGCUGGAAUUUGUGGAUCAUCAAAUACUAGCGGUUUUGAUGUUGUAGGUCAUGUCCACAAGUGUAUGUUGUUAGUGAGUCCGGUUCUGUAUAAAGUCAGUAUUAGCAAACACAAUGUGUACAGCGUGCUUUCCUGCCCUUACUUACAUUGCUGUGCUCUUGCAUUGGCCAAUGGUGAUCACUUACUUUUACCUUUAGGUAACUAGGAAAUGUUAAUCUUUGCUCUCUACCUUUAUGUUGGGCAUCCUGAAUUCAUGGGAUCAGAGCAUCUGGGCUUCUUAUAGAAUAAUUCUAAGAAAUAAUAAUUAUGAUAAUAAUUCUAAAUACAUUGAUUAUUAAUUUUUUUUUAAAACAUAAUCUAUAUCUGUCUCUAAAUUUUCUGUAAUUCAAAACCUUUGCCCAGAUGAACUUAGGCCUGUAAAAUAACAGAUUCCCAAAUGGCUAAAAGAAUUUUCACACUCUAGAAUGGCUAAUCCAAUGUCACCCUAUUCUGCCUUUACAACCCUAAAACUCCAAAAACUAUAAUGCAUUUUUUGUCCCCCCAAUAUAUUUUGCUUCUUUCAUCAUUUUCCUUCCAGAAUGCAAAAAGCCAGGUUGGAAGCCAACGAAGCUUUCAAGAACGUUUCCCUUGGCCAGAAACGGAAAGCCAGUGUUGAGGAGAGGAAAAGAGAGUUUUCUCCUCUCAGAGAUACUACUAAAAGAAGGCUUACUAGGUUGGACAAAUGCAAACUUGAAGUGCAAAAUGCUUUUGGUAAUGUUGCUCUGAGUGGGAUUGGAGGAAGUGUGGAGAUAAAAGAAGACCAGAACAGCACUAAAAUAAUGGCCAAGGACUCAGGAACGAAUAACAGUGAAACUUCCAAAAAAGAUGUGACAAGUCUUAAAAAAGAUUCCUUGGAAAAGAGUAAAAAAGGAAGAAGGAAGUCUACAAGGAGAUCAACAUCACGAAGAAGUUUUGCUGCAAUGCGACGAAGAAGCUCCACAAAAGGCAAACGUCUAACCAGGGUUCAAGCUGCUCAGUUAGAGGUUCUGCAGAGUUUUGGAGGACACAGCCUGGAUGAUGUCUGGAAAUCUUGCAAGAGAGAUAUGUCCACUUGUGCUGAAGUAUCUGAGCAAAUUGUUAAUGAUGAAGUUGAGACUAACAAUGAGGGUGUGGCAACAAAGGAAGAAAGUCAGGUGAUGGAUAAUAGUGAAUGUCAAACAGCUGUGGAAACUGAUGUAGAGACUGAUUCCCUGGAGGAUGGCGAAAAGGGAACUGGUAAUUUGACUUCAGCAUCAAAGGAGAAAGUUGCUGAAAUUUCAUUAAAACCAUGUUGCGAAUCUGUUAAUGAAUCAAUGCAAGGCAAUGUCCCGUUUGACAAUGAGCAGCUUGCUGAACAUUCCCAGUCAAGCCAAACAAUCACUUGUGAGGUUCAAGUUCAGGAUCAUGAUUCCUGUACACUCGUCCACAAUCAGUCCUGUGAUGCUCAAAUUGGUACAAAAGGAAUGAGUCCAAUCCCUGAGCACAGUUUACAUCAGUCCUUUAGUCAGUCAAGCAACACACAAAUCAGCAAUACGACAUCUGUAGAACCAAGACCACUGACACGCCUGGAGAGAGCUCGUUUGGAAGCCAUACAAAGCUUCCGUGGAGAAGCUUUUGAAAAAACAAUGAAGACUUCAUCCAGGAAAAUGGCCAAGUACCUUACUCCUGUCAAGCAUCAAGGAACAAACACUGAAGCCAAUCCAACAAGGAACACCCCCUCACAAACGGAUAACUCCUAUUACAGGCGCCACCCUGGUCCAAAGAGUUCUUUCUAUACUAACCUCAGAGACAACAGCUUCUGUGACAGAGGUGCUUUGCUAGAGAGUAGCAAGAUGGUCGUGCUGACAGCCAGGUCUCUGGACACACCAUCUCCUGAUUGUUCCCCUGUGGCCACUGCUGUGAAGCCAUGA
This is a messenger RNA of Porites evermanni, 3944 nucleotides long. Lineage: Eukaryota; Metazoa; Cnidaria; Anthozoa; Scleractinia; Poritidae. The record is from the annotation of a GenBank genome assembly.